UUAGAUGAGAACAUACCAUCAGGUGGCGCAAAGGGAUAUGUGACGAAUUUUAAUAUUAAAGUCAUUAAUUUAUUUAGGCGAAAGGGAAGAAUCAGCACACGCUGGAUACUGGAAUAGAUCAUACAAUAGCAUUUAUUAGGGCCAUUUAACCAUAACACUGUGAAAAUCUUCCGAUGACAGGAUCUGUAGCGCAGCCUGAGGAGAAAUUUAACUGAUUAAUGAGACAGGCGGACAGUGAAUCCGCUGAAUGUAUUCCAUUCACUGAUUUCAUCUUUCUGAAGAGCGAUUUUCGGCUGCACGAAUCACUGAAUAUUCCUCGUGAAGAUGGAGUUUGGGGAAAGGAAAAGGAGAAGGAAGUCACAGAGCUUUAAACUGGUCACGGAUGAAGCUUUUGACCCUUCACAUAUGAUGAAUUCCAGCAGCAAAGACGCUAAUGGAGAACCUAAGGAUGCUGCUGUGCCGGAUGUAGUUUGGCUGGGGGACGAGGGCAUGGAGAUCAAGAGACAAAUCACAGGAAUGAUGAGGCUUCUGAGUGAUAAGACCAGCAGGGUAUACCAGCGAGUGGGAACUGAGCAGGACACCUUAACAAGGGUGCCCCAGGACAGGCAUCUCACCUGGGUACACCAGCCUGUACCUUUGUCUCUUGUAUCAGAAGACCACCAGAGCAACAGCUGGAAUUCUGCAGGAGACCCAGGGCCUUCACCUUUAUCCACAUCCAUGCCCAUCACCAAUGGUCCAGGCUGUGGCCAGUACAGCACCCGCUCAAAAGUGCUAAGGAUCCUCAACAACACAAGGGGUGUAAUCAAAGUGAAAGAUGCUAAUGCAGAUGUGCUCCCUGCUGCUGCACCAGAACCCCCCUGCUGUAUGUGUAACUGUAAGGGCACCUUGCAGGCUAUCUUGCAAGAACUGCGUGCCAUGAGGAGGCUGAUGCAAACUCAAAAAGCAUCACUGGGAAGACAGGAACAGGUGGUAUCACCAUGCCAACCUCGUCUCGGUCCAGGCCCUGAUGCCCGUCAUAGGCCCCGCAAGAAGAGGCCAUUCUAUAAAGUUGUACCACUGACUGGGUCGGGCACUAGAAGAGCCGCUCUUGUACCUCCAGAGGCAUCAUCACUUACAGCUGUACCUGCAGAAUCUGGAAAGAGAGAAGAACUGGAGAAAGAGCAAGAUUCAUCCACACCCAGUCAUUCCAUUUCCUCAGAUGUUUCUACGCUGCCACGACAGAACAAUCCAGUAACCAUCAACAACACACACAGUCCUCACCUGAAACGAUUAAAGGAACCUCGGUCAUUAGAGUCAGAGGUGCGUCUUGCAGAGGAUUAUGAUGUGUUUAUAUCAAAGGCCCAGCUAGACUCCAUUCUGGUCAACUACACACGCUCUGGCAGUCUGCUUUUCCGGAAACUGGUGUGUGCCUUUUUUGACGAUGCCACCCUGGCUAACUCACUGCCAAAUGGUAAAAGGAAGAGAGGGCUUAAUGAUAAUCGUAAGGGCUUGGACCAGAACAUUGUGGGUGCCAUUAAAGUGUUUACAGAGAAAUACUGCACUGAACACAGAAUAGAAAAGUUGCCUGGGCCAAGAGAUUGGGUGCAAAUCCUUCAAGAUCAAAUCAAGCUUGCUCGGAGGAGGCUGAAAAGAGAUGCCGCAGAAGCAGAAGCCUUAAUAGGACCAUCCACAAGUAUGAAACACACAUACAGCUGUGACUAUAACAAGCUUGCAAGUGUGGAAGGAACACUGGUAUUUCCUUUGCAGCUAUUAACUGUUAUGAAUGUAAAGGGAAAAAAAAAACAGGACCAAAUGGACAGGACCAGGACCAACCCCCCUCCACCCGCUGUUAUUCACUGUUUACAUUAUAGGCUACAGCUUUAAAAGCGCACUUGCUUGGUUCUCAUGUCAUUGGGCUACUAGGAGGAGUCAUGGUCUAACAUGAGACAACGUACUGUAACAGUAUAUCAUUCAUAUAUUUUACACAAAUAACAUUUUACAGUAAGUUAUCCAUCGUGAACUGUGCCUUUUUAGUCACCGGUAUUUCACUGGGUGUAAUGUGCAGUACAGCAUUUGCCUCAGUUGUCAACAUUACAGCCAAACAUAAAUAUCUUAUGUAUUUUUGGCUAAUUUUGCUAAAUAAAAAUAGGUAUACAGCUACAUCUUGAAAAUAUUAAACAAAAAUAUACAGUAGGCCUAUUCUAUGAAUAGUCCAAUGUUUCUUUUUAUUAAAAUCUUUAGUCUAUGCAUAUCACUGCUACUGUUCACUGUUGUUUGUAUUGUGAUAGAAUUAAGCUACAUCUUUUUUAUU
Molecule: messenger RNA, 2290 nt
Organism: Monopterus albus (swamp eel)
Lineage: Eukaryota; Metazoa; Chordata; Actinopteri; Synbranchiformes; Synbranchidae
Gene: bend7
Product: BEN domain containing 7
Exons: 11
Coding region: 325-1863 (512 amino acids)
Molecular function (GO): DNA binding
Source: RefSeq, a predicted model, not a curated record